Molecule: messenger RNA, 2044 nt
Organism: Pelmatolapia mariae (spotted tilapia)
Lineage: Eukaryota; Metazoa; Chordata; Actinopteri; Cichliformes; Cichlidae
Gene: pcolceb
Product: procollagen C-endopeptidase enhancer b
Exons: 9
Coding region: 1-1941 (646 amino acids)
Biological process (GO): proteolysis
Molecular function (GO): collagen binding; peptidase activator activity; protein binding
Source: RefSeq, a predicted model, not a curated record
AUGGAGGACAGGGUGUGGACCCCCAUGUGCCUUCUUGUCAUUUUGUCCUUGGGAUGGACUGAUGCUCAGACUAAUGACACUAACACAAGGCCAGUCUUCCACUGUGGAGGCCACCUGGUCACAGACUCCGGCAUCGUGGCCAGUGAAGGUUUUCCCAGCUUGUACAAACCCAACAGCAAAUGCAUCUGGUACAUCACUGUCCCAGAGGAUCAUGUGGUCAUGCUGUCUUUCCGCCUCUUUGACUUGGAGGCUGACCCCAUUUGCCGCUAUGACUACCUGGACGUCUACAACGGUCACUCUCGCCUAGUGCAGAAGUUAGGUCGAUUCUGCGGGACCUUCAGGCCCGGUGCCCUCAUCUCCACCUCCAACACCAUGAUGCUGGAGAUGGUGACGGAUGAAGCCACUGGUGGAAGAGGAUUUCUGGCUUCUUUCAAUGCAGGGAAGCCACAUAUGGAAGAGAACCAGUUCUGUGGAGGACGACUGACCAAAUCACAGGGCUCGGUAAAGACGCCCAACUGGCCCAACUCUAAUUACCCAGCAGGUAUCAGCUGCUCGUGGCACAUCUCCGUAGAGCCGAGCAAUGUGAUUGAGGUACAGUUUGAGAAACUGGAUCUGGAGCCUGACAUGUAUUGUCGUUAUGACUAUGUGGCCUUAUUUAAUGGGGGAGAAACGGAUGACUCGAGGAGGAUAGGGAAAUUCUGUGGAGACAAACCACCAGGCACUAUAGUGACAAAUGGGAACGAGCUGCUUCUCCAGUUCGUGUCUGACCUCAGCGUGACAUCAGAUGGAUUCAUGGCCUACUACUCCAGUGUGCCUCGUGGGUCCCGCACACCCACUGCCGGAGGAGACUUUAUCCACAGACCUCAGAUAAUCUCCACGACAAAAACACCCACCAAACCAACCCCCAAACCAGUUCCCAAACUCAGACCAAGCCCCAAGCCCAAACCCACUCCCAAACCAGUUCCCAAACUCAGACCAAGCCCCAAGCCCAAACCCACUCCCAAACCAGUUCCCAAGCUCAGACCAAGCCCCAAGCCCAAACCCACUCCCAAACCAGUUCCCAAACUCAGACCAAGCCCCAAACCCAAACCCACUCCCAAACCAGUUCCCAAACUCAGACCAAGCCCCAAACCCAAACCCACCCCCAAACCACCCAAAAGGCAACCAGGAAGGCCACCGCUAGUAAAGAAACCUCCACUAAACAGACCCACUACUACUAACAUCAAACCCACAUCUAAACCUAAACCUACACCUAAGCCUAAACCUAAACCUGAAAUUAAACCAACACCAGAGCCCAAACCUAAACCUGAAAUUAAGCCUACACCAAAGCCCAAACCUAAACCUACACCUAAACCUAAGGUCAUUAAACCAACUCUUAAACCAAGAGUCAAGGUUAAACCCACACCUAAGCCCACUAUAAAACCUAAAGCGAAACCAGUGAAGCCAACCACUAAGGCAGUAGUUAAACCAACAGUCAAACCUAAACUGAAACCCACAGCAUCAUCUACACCAGGAGUAACCAAAGCAGUGACAAAGAAACCCGAUGUGAGCAAGAAACCUUUACCACUGAACCCACUGUGUACACAACCCUGUAAGCGGACUGGAACCCUCCAAACCAGCUUCUGCCCUCAUGACUUUGUGAUUACGGGUAAGGUUACAUUUAUAGAUCCUGGUCCAAGGGGCUCAGCAACCAUCGAAGUGUCACUGAUCAAGGCGUAUAAGACAGGAAGCCUCACCGUCACCAAAUCAGGACCCGCCAAAACAGUCACACUGACUUCUACCUGCAAGAAAUGCCCAGGGCUAAUCAAAGGCCGUAACUACGUGUUGAUGGGAAAAGUGGACACAGAGGGCAAUGGCCAUUUGAGCCCCUCCAGCUUCACCCUCCUCUUUAAGCCCGUUCAUUCAAAAGCACUGGAUGUCCUUUCUCGCAAAUCAUGCUGACAUCGUGGCCUAAACCACCAAUCAAACUGACGGCCUUGACUCUUUAGAAAAUGUAACAUUGCAUAAAGAGUGAAAGUAUUAUAAGCAAUAUCCUGCAGAAUUU